Molecule: messenger RNA, 2862 nt
Organism: Caenorhabditis briggsae
Lineage: Eukaryota; Metazoa; Nematoda; Chromadorea; Rhabditida; Rhabditidae
Exons: 9
Coding region: 1-2862 (953 amino acids)
Biological process (GO): carbohydrate metabolic process
Molecular function (GO): alpha-1,4-glucosidase activity; carbohydrate binding
Source: RefSeq, a predicted model, not a curated record
AUGGGCAAACUAACCUCACUUCUCUUAUUUGCUUUAUUAUCUGCAACAAAUGCAGGACCUAGAUUCGAUUGUCUCCCAGAACCAAAUGGAAAUCAAGGAGCUUGUGAAGCGAGAGGAUGCAUUUGGAAAGAAGAUGAUACUGGAAGAAAUGCACCAUGGUGUUAUUUCAAAGAUGGAGUAGGAUACAAAUUGGAUUCUCAACAAGGGACAACCUAUAACUUGAGAAAGAAUAGUGGACCAUCCAAUCCAUGGGGAGCGGAUUCAACUGAAAUCAAACUCACCACAAAGACAAUUGGAAGUGUUCUCAAUGUUCAUAUUGGAAUCGACGGACGCUACGAACCUCCAGUGGACUUCCCAAGAGAGACCCAAUCAUCCGAUGAAUCUCUCACACUCUCCACAUCCAGUUCGGGUGACUUCUUUUCAUUCGCAGUUGUCCGUCAGAGUUCUAACAGAAAGUUAUUUGAUACUUCUAUUGGAGGACUAAUUUUCUCUGAUCAAUUCAUUCAAAUUGCCACAUAUCUUCCAAGUGAAAACAUGUAUGGCUGGGGAGAGAAUACACAUCAAUCUUUGAGACAUGAUUUUACAAAAUAUUUGACCUGGGCUAUGUUGGCUCGUGAUCAGCCUCCUAAUUCUGGAAGUCUUGACACAAUGAACCUCUACGGAGUACAUCCAUACUACAUGAUCCUUGAACCAGAUGGCAAAGCUCACGGAGUUCUGAUUAUCAAUUCGAAUGCUCAAGAAGUGACCACUGCUCCUGGACCAUCCUUGAUCUACCGCACCAUCGGAGGAAACUUGGAUAUGUAUUUCUUCCCUGGACCAACUCCUGAAAUGAUUACUCAACAGUAUCUUAAAUUCAUUGGAAAGCCAUUCCUACCUGCUUACUGGGCAUUGGGAUAUCAGUUGUCAAGAUAUGGAUAUAAGGGAUUAGCCGAAAUGAAAACUAGAAUUCAAGCUGUUCGUGAUGCUGGAAUUCCCAUUGAUAUUGGAGUUGCUGAUAUUGACUACAUGCAAAGAUACAAAGAUUUCACAACUGGAGACGAUUGGGCCGGAUUCUCUGAUUACGUAAAGACAAUGCACAGCUGGGGAAUGAAACUGAUUCUGAUUUUCGAUCCAGCCAUCGAAGCAACUUAUCCAUCGUUCCAACGUGCUAUGGCUGCUAAUGCUAAAUUCAUUGAAUGGGAAUCCCAAUCUCAAGUUCAAACUGCAAUUCAGAAUUUGUAUCCAAUGGCAAAGGACACUAAAAUCAUGCUUGGAGUCGUCUGGCCAGACAACCACGUGGCAUUCCCUGACUUCUUGGAUUCAACUAACAACACUCAAAAUUGGUGGAUCAACGAGUUCGUCACUUAUCAAUCUCAAGUUCCAUUCGAUGGAAUCUGGAUUGAUAUGAACGAACCAUCAAACUUUGGAACAAAUCAAGAUCAUCCAUGGUAUUUUGAUAGUGCUGAUCAUCCAGAUGAUGCUCCACUCUUCUGUCCAACCAAUGGAUCAAAUCUUUGGGAAAUGCCCCCAUACAAAACGCGGGCGGUCUGGAGAUUCGGCGAUGCCAAUAAUGGAGCGUUCCUUUCAACAAACACAUUAUGUAUGUUGGCUCAACAAGACGGAGGAAAACAAAGAUUCUACAAUGUGAAGAAUUUGUACGGAUUGACAGAAGCGAUUCAUACUCAGACGGCGUUGUUCAAGGCAACUGGAAAGAGAGGAGCUGUGGUUUCAAGAUCAACAUAUCCAUCUGCUGGGAGAUAUGCUGGGCAUUGGUUGGGAGAUAACACGGCCAGAUGGGAAGAUUUGAGAACAUCAGUUAUUGGAGCACAAGAAUUCAAUAUGUUCGGAAUUCCAUAUGUUGGAAGUGACGUCUGCGGAUUCAUUGGAACUACAACUGAAGAGCUUUGUCUGAGAUGGCAACAGAUGGGAGCAUUCCAUUCCUUCUUCAGAAAUCACAAUACAAUUGGACAACCGGCACAAGAUCCAGCUGUUUGGCCAUCGGUAGCAGCGGCCACAAAACAAGCAAAUCUUUUUAGAUAUCAAUAUUUGCCAUACUUGUUCAGUCUUCACUUCGCUGCUUCACAAAGCGGAGGAUCUGUUAUCCGCCCAGUGUUCUUCGAAUUCCCAACAGACGCCGAGACAUUCAAUCUGGGAUAUGAAUUCAUGUGGGGAUCCAGAAUGCUUGUUGCUCCAGUCCUCUACCAAGGAACCACUUCAGUGAAUGUCUACCUGCCAACCGAUCGCUGGUAUUCUCUGUUUGAUUACAAAUACGGAAGUAUCAUUUCCCCUGGAUACACCACCGUUUCAGCUCCAACUACUUCUAGAAUUCCAGUGUUUGUUAGAGGAUACAGUGUGAUCCCUCGCCAAACCCCCGCCAUCACCACAACCGCUACUCGUCAAAAUCCAUUCGAACUUCUGAUUGCUCCAUGUCAACUGGGAAAAGGGGAAGGAACGCUAUUCUGGGACGAUGGAGAAACAAUUGUUAACGAUUUCAAUUCUCAUGAUUACCACCGAUUUGAUUUCGUUUACAAUACAACAUCUACUGGCGGUCUUCUCACAAUCAAUCAUUCCAAAAAGAGCUCAACAAUUUCUCUUCCAACUUUGGACAUUAUCGAGGUUUUCAAUUAUCCGAAGGCACCGAAUUUCCGUUCUUUUACUAUUAACGGAACUCCAGUCAACAUCAACGUUCAAAAGUCAACUUACUCUGGAAUCACAAAAAUUUUGUACAUCUCUACGGAGGGCCUCAUCAAUUUGACAUCUUCUGAUUCCAUUGUUCUUCAAUGGUCUAACGCUGGAAGUAGUAUGUUUGAUAUCGACGUUGGAGUUGAGAAUGGAAAGAUGAAGGCGUUGAACACAAAUCGAUACGAAGAAUUGUACUUUUAA